This is a messenger RNA of Xyrauchen texanus (razorback sucker), 3207 nucleotides long. RefSeq names its product histone-lysine N-methyltransferase SETMAR-like. Gene Ontology annotation, molecular function: histone H3K9 methyltransferase activity; protein binding; zinc ion binding. The transcript has 2 exons. NCBI's taxonomy places the organism in Eukaryota, Metazoa, Chordata, Actinopteri, Cypriniformes, Catostomidae. The record is from RefSeq and is a predicted model, not a curated record. Bases 152 to 1042 code for a protein of 296 amino acids. Gene Ontology annotation, cellular component: nucleus.
UGUUUCGUCUCUGCUUAGUUAUCUUUGGGGCUCUGAUGUCAUCAUGUAUCAUUUCCGUUUGCCAUUUUGCGUUGCUCACAAGGACACAUAAACUUGUCGGAAUAACGUUGUCUUUCACACCAGAGUCUUCCAUAAGUUUACGAAAAAUAUAAUGCAAUCAUACAUUCAGGAUCUGAGUAAUGGACUCGAGAAUGUCCCCGUUUUGAUUGAGAGCAGUGUCCCCAAAGAAGCUUUUACUAACUUUCAGUAUGUACCAGAGAAUGUACAAGGGCCAGGCUGUGACAUUGAUCCUAGUGCGGUGACCCUCCCGGGCUGCUCUUGUCAUUCCCAGUCCUGUCUGCUUGACAGCUGCCCCUGCUUGAGAUUCGGCAAGACAUACAACAACGAGGGACUUCUGAACCAGCAACAAGAGGAGGGUGGCUACAGCAGGCCUGUGUUUGAGUGCAAUGCCUUAUGUGCUUGCAGUGAGUCCUGCCAAAACCGUGUGGUUCAAAAUGGGAUCAAGGUUUGCUUGGGUAUCUUCAGCACCAAAGACAGGGGCUUGGGGGUGGAGACUCUAGAGCACAUCCCUUGUGGCCGCUUUGUGUGUGAGUAUGCAGGGGAAAUCAUUGGGCCUGAUGAGGCUCGUAGCCGCCAGCUCUCCCAGACUCCCAAUGAUAUGAAUUACAUAAUUGUUGUUCAGGAGCACAGUGGAGGAGACAGGGUCACUCAGAUGUUUGUAGACCCUGUGUGUGUGGGAAAUGUGGGCAGGUACAUAAACCACUCGUGCCAGCCAAACCUGGUCAUGGUGCCUGUACGAGUGCACUCACUGUUUCCCAGACUUGCUCUGUUUACGAACCAAAAGAUAGAGCAGGGCAAAGAACUGACCUUUGACUAUGCUGGUGGACUCCACAGCAACACAGAUACACAGAAAUGGGAUAAAGUGCCAAGUGAGAACCAGAAAGGGCCUGAUGGUGGAAAACUGCUUCAGAGAAAAGCCUGUUAUUGUGGGGCUUCAAACUGCUCAGGUUUUUUACCAUUAGAUAUCUCAAUUCUCAAUUAAAAAACAUUUGUAAAUCUACCCUGACUUUGGAUUUUCUCCAUUUAGUUUAGAGGGAUAGUUCACCCAAAAAUAAAAAUUCUCUCAUCAUUUACUCACUCUCAUGUCAUCCCAGAUGUGUAUGAUUUUAUUUCAUCUGUAGAACGCAAACAAAGAUUUUUAGAAGAAUAUUUAAUCUCUGUUGGUCCAUUCAAUGCAAGUGAAUGGUGUCUAGAACUCCAGAAGGUCUAAAAAGGACAUAAAGGCACCUAAAGGCACCAUUUAAGUAAUUCAGAUGACUCAAGUGGUUAAAUCCAUGUCUUCACAAGCGAUAUGAUGGGUGUGGGUGAGAAGCAGAUCAAUGUAUUAGUCCUUUUUUACUAUAGGAUCUCCACUUUCACUUCACAUUAUUUGUUUUUUGGUGAUUCGUAUUCUUCGUGCAUAUUGCCACCUACUGAGCAGAGGGAAGACUUUAUAGUAACAAAGGACUUAAAUAUUGAUCUGUUCUCAAUAUAUCUCUCACCCACACCUGUCAUAUCUCUUCAGAAGACAUGGAUUAAACCACCGGAGUUGUCUGAAUUACAUAAAUGCUGCCUUUUUGUCCUUUUUGGAGCUUCAAAUUUCUGGCCACUUGCAUGGACCUACAGAGCUUAGAUAUUAUUUAAAAAAUCUUUAUUUGUGUUCAGCAGCAGAAGAAAGAAAGUCAUGCACAUCUGGUAUGGCAUGAGGGUGAGUAAAUGAUAAGAUAAUUUACAUUUUUGAAUGAACUUUUCCUUUAAGACCACAUCCACACUAAUCUAUAAUCCAAAGUUUGAACCCUCAGUUUUCAAGAUUCCAAACGUCAUAAUGUUCCAAAGUUUGCAGUUAUGGAGAGCAUUUUAAAAAAGUCAAUAUUUUUGGUGGAGGGAAAUGCCAUUCCAGUGUGAAUGAGAGGCAUAAAAAUGGCAAAAAUCAAUGAAAAUGAAAAUUUGAUUAGUUGAUGUCUACAUAUAAUGCCAUUGGAUAUUUAGCUCAAUCGAAAGCAUUUGUGACAAAUUAAUUUGGACUCAUCCAUCCUUAAAAAAAAAAUGGCAUAAUGUUGAUUACAAAAAAAAAUACAUUUAGACUUGUCCGUCCUUUUCUUGAUAAAAAGCAAAAAUUGAGGUUACAGUGAGGCACUUACAAUGGAAUUUUUGUAGGGUUUUCAAGACAGAAAUGUGAAGCUUUUAAUUAUAUAAAAGAACACAUACAUUAUUUUAAAACAUGGGUAUUAUUUGAGGUGUAAAUAAUGUUUAAACCAUCAUGUUUAAUUAACAGUCAUUUUAAUAUAUUAAGGUUUAGGGCAUUAUGUGAAUGAAGUUGUACAUUUGGAUAGUUUACACAGAAAAGGUUAGUGAGUUAAGUGAAUUUUUUUUACUCUAAAAUCAUAUUAACAUGUAUAUUGUUUACAUCUUGUGUCUACUAUACUUUUGAAACAGUUGAGUAUUUUAACAUUUACAGAUUUCCCCCUUCACUUCCAUUGUAAAUUCCUUCCUGUAACCCAGAUUUUUUUCUUUUUUAAAGAAAGGGGAGGGGCAAAUUAAUAAAAGUUGUGGUAGUCAAUAUGCCACAAAUUGUGUUGAUUGAGCUUAUCUUCUAUUAAACCGGAAUAUGUGUGAUUCAGAGAAAAUUGUUAUCAUAUGUUUGACCAGUGUUAUUCACAUUUCUGUGACUUUAAACCAUUGAGGAGGGCAAAUGCUUGUUGCCAUAAUGUGUAUAUGGGCAGUUGACAUGAAAUACUUUCAGAUAGGUCUUGCUUUACUUCAUCUAAACCUACUUUAACCAUUACUUUGCUGAUUCUUUUACAGUUAUAAUGCAUGCAGCUUUUAUGAGAUCAUAUUGAGACUAUGAAAUAUUUGUAUGUUUAAAAAUGUAUUUGCCAAAGUGCAGGACCAUUUUAAAUAAACUAAUGAUGUCAAAAAAAGGUGAUUUAAAAAAAGUGAAAAUUUUAAAAGAAAUGGUUUCCAGUCACAUGGCCUGAGAGAUUCACUGUCACUUAUACAUUUACUUCAAUUUAGCCUAAAAAAAGUGUGUGUGCACGCAUGUUCGCGCGUGCAAGAGAACUACCCAUUCAUAAGUGACCAUCUUCCCAAAUGUUGAAGAAUAAAUGCAAAAACUUGUUCAACAAUCUCCAAACCUUGAUCUGCACUUGUCUAUUUUAUGUCCUUUAC